UAGCCAUGUUUGUGUCAGUCAAGUACAUGUAAGUUGCUGUUUUUGUGGUUUAACCUAUUUUUGGAUUUUGCCAGUAGAAAGUUAUGUUCCAGGGAAAUUAAGAAGUCAUGAGAGCUCCAGGAUUUCAUUCAGGUGAUUUUUUAUGCAGCCACACAUUGGCUCCCUCAUUCAGAAUGAAGACGUCAGAUUCCUAUGUUAGAUGCUCUCUGUGGUGGAAGAUACAGCUGAUAGUCCUCCUUCUAGCAGUUCAAGGUUUUGCUAGUGCAACCUCUGCUACUCCUCAACCUCCUGCUCCUACUCCACCUCAUCCAACGUCUGCACAUACCACAGGUCAAGCUGUUGCUAGUCCAACCUCUACUUCUCCUCUCUUCUCUUCUUCUUCUUCCCAUCCUGUUCCUCCUUCUACUCCAUCCCCUCCAACGUCUGCACAGACCACAGGUCAAGGUUUUGCUAGUGCAACCUUUGCUUCUCCUCCACCUUCUCCUUCUCCUCCACCUCCUCCUUCUACUCUACGUCCUCCAACGUCUGCAGAGACCACAGGUCAAGCUUCUGCUAGUCCAACCUCUGCUUCUCCUCUCUUCCCUUCUUCUUCUUCAUCUCCUGCUCCUCCUUCUACUCCACCCCCUCCAACGUCUGCACAGACCACAGUUCAAGCUUCCAUCAGUUCAAGCUCUGCUGCCCCCACCAUUUAUCUCACUCCUACAACAGCUGCACAGUCUCCAGUAGUAUACUACGUUGUUGACGUGACUGUGAAUGUAACUGGAGAGAAGAAGAAUGAAUCAGAAAUUAUUGUCUGGCUUCAGCAGGCUUUCCAAAACAGGCUGGAGAACUGUCUGUUUUCAAACCCUAAAGAAACAACUACUGCACCCAUUUCUCCUCAAACUACAAAUACAUUCACUACAAAUGUGACAUCACAACCAACCACAGCAUCAGGAAUUUAUAAUUUAACAACAACCGCAGUGUCUACCAUGCUACAAAACUACAGCGCAACCACUGCUGCAACUUCAGAGUCAGCAGCUGUCAACGAUACAGCAACAGCUGCAAAGAGCACAAGUACAGCUACAAGAAAUUACGUUGUCCCAGUGUCUGCAACUCUGACCAGCCACCAGCCAACAUCUUCACCCGGCAGGAGUGACAAUGUGACACAAAGCAGUUCAAUCAUAAACAACACAACUUCCCUAUUUCAAGGAAUAGAGGUUUCAUGCACCAUAACAAAUCAAAUAAGAAAUACAACAUGUAAUGUGACACUGAGCCUGAAUCAGAGCGUACCUCCAUGCUGUAUCCUCAGCACAAUCUGCGCAGCCAGUAAAAAUUCCUCUGACAUUCAUGUGAUUGGAAACAGGGCAGAUAGAAAGAAUCUAAACGAGUGCAGUACCACUCCAAAUGAGGAAAACAGCUGCAUUUAUUCUGGUCCGCUGGGUUCAUCAUGUGAAGAGUCCGGACCGGCGUAUGUGGUUCCACAACGCAACUUAACUAACUGUGGUGCAGGUAACAACACCUGCAGCUGCUCUGCUUACUGCAAUAAAUCUGAUGCAUUCUACAAUUUUUCCAUCAUAAUUACAAAUCCUAAAAUAAACUCUUCAUAUGUCUCCUCCUUGAUUUCUACGAUUAAACUACCACCGUGCAACAUCAGUACGAAUGCUGCAUGUCUGUUGGCCAACAUUUCAUCAGAAUACAAGGAUGUCAACAUGACUUGUGAGGUGACAGCAACAAACCAAAGCUGCGGAGGGAUUUUACGCUUCGCUCAUGAGGUCCCGAUUUGUUGUGUGGAAGCAGCUCUGAUGAAUGUGUUUCAAUGUGAAAAACAAAUCUUUUAUAAUAGACAAGUCGGAAAAGCGGCAAUUUGUGGAAACACAGACGAUCCACUGCAUUCCCAGGUCAAAUGGGUACAGAGUGACCUAAAGCCUGAAGACUUUUGUACAAAUAUACAGUCUAACAUCAGUAAAUGUCAGGAUGGAAAAGAUGUGGUCGUGCAGCUGCAGGAGCAGUGCUUAAACGACGAUGUGCCUGUCACAGUGAGCCCAAAUGUGACGACUAUGGAACCAAACAGCACCACCUUGUCUGUUAACGUGACUCCAUCCAUCCUAAAGACAACAACAGCAAUAACAGUAACAACACAAAACAACACAACACAGAUCCCAAAUGUGAACACAUCUGCUGCUGGUGUGACGACAGCAAUGAACUCCACCACCACCACAUCUCUCUCUGUGACCACUCCAGGAAAUUCAACAGCUGCUGGAACUGCUGAAAGUCAAGCCAAUGCACUUCUUGAGCUGACCAAAGAUGUGACCAAACUGACCUCCCAACAAAUAAAUGAGCUGGUUUCUCAACUGCAGAGACUUUUGUCAGGCCCAACUGUCAGCAUGGUGCUGGGAAACACCUCCAUCUACAUUGUCAGCAAUCUGCUCGGUGCUGCACCUGAGAAGCUGUCAAGUUUCUCCAGCAGGAUUAUAGGAAUCGUUGAUACGGUGGGGUCAAAGCUGGUCAUUGGACAAAAUGCACAGACUCUGUUGUCCCCGUCCGUGGCUCUGUCUGCUAAACCAGCAGAUGGCGCUAAUUUUCAGGAGACAGUUUUCGCCAUCUCAGAUCCCAAUAACGUACAGGUCCGUGAGCAAACGAGGCUCAGAAGGAGUGUUUUACACUCCUCCAUCAAUCAGGGCUCCAUCACACUGCCCCCCUUUCUUACCCAGAAUCUAACCCACGAGGAACAGCAGUUGGUUUCCAGAGUUCACUUUAAUUUCUAUCAGAAGAGCACAGUGUUUCAGGACCAAUCACUGGGGAGUCGUAAACUAAAUAGUGGGAUUUUGGGAGCAAGUGUGGCCAAUUUUUCAAUCAAAGGACUGCAAAAUAAUGUUAUUAUUCGCCUGAGAAAUAAUGCACCAGUUCCUGCAAAUUUUUCUCCAACGUGUGUUUUCUGGGACUUCACAUUUAACAAUUAUUCAGGUGGCUGGAAUUCAAAUGGCUGCAUUGUCCAAAACACAACAGACAAUGAGACCGUUUGUGGCUGCAACCACUUAACCAGUUUUGCUAUCCUGCUGGAUAUUUCAAGAGGCACUUUGACAAACCCUCUUCAAGCUACAAUCCUCAGUUUUAUCACAUAUAUUGGAUGUGGACUUUCUGCCAUCUUCUUGUCCAUCACUCUCCUUACAUACUUGGCAUUUGAGAAGUUGCGUAAAGACAUUCCAUCCAAAAUCCUGAUCCAGCUGUGCCUGGCUCUGCUGUUUCUGAACCUGGUCUUCCUGGUGGAUGCGUGGCUAGCACUCUAUCCAGAAGCUGUGGGUCUUUGUAUUUCCACUGCCUGGUUCCUUCACUACUUCCUACUGGCUUCCUUUACUUGGAUGGGACUUGAAGGCUUCCACAUGUACAUGGCUCUUGUUAAAGUCUUCAACAGCUACAUAUCCAGCUACAUGCUGAAGUUCUCUCUGGUGGGUUGGGGAGUUCCAAUGAUUGUGGUCAUAAUUGUCAUUGCAAUUAACAAAGAUAACUAUGGCCUUGUGUCCUAUGGAAAGUUUACAGAUGGCUCCAGUGAUGACUUCUGCUGGUUAAAAAAUGACAUUGCCUUCUACGUAGCUGUGGUGGCCUAUUUCUGUGUCGUUUUCCUCUUCAACUUCAUCAUGUUCAUCGUUGUGUUGGUCCAGAUGCGCCGGAUCAAACGGCAGAACCCUCACAGUGUUCAGCAUCGCACCAUGCUGCAGGAUGUGCGCAGUAUGACAGGCAUAACCAUCCUCUUGGGCCUCACUUGGGGGUUUGCAUUUUUUGCCUGGGGGCCUGUUAACCUGGCGUUCAUGUACCUCUUCGCUAUUUUUAACUCCCUUCAAGGUUUCUUUAUCUUUGUGUUCCACUGCGCGGUGAAGGAGAGCGUGAGGCGGCAGUGGAGAACCUACCUGUGCUGUGGCAAAAUGAGACUACUAGAGAACUCAGAGUGGAGCCGCACUGCAACACAAAAGAUUACGAAGAAAUCGUCGCUGUCUAAAAUGACAUCUCUUCAUUCUUCAAACUCCUCACGUGGUAACAACUCGACUUCUUUCCUCGUAAGCGACUCUUUGGAGCAGCUAAACGGUAUAGGCAGUCCAUUUGAAGACAGAGCAAUCACAGCUGAUGAAGAACCAAGCAUGGAUGUGGUCCUCAACGAGAUCCACAGGCAGUACAGAAACCAACAAACAUCUUGAUCCAGAAAGAACAGAAAAGUCUGUUUACUGACUUUUAACAAUUGUAUAUAAUGUAAAUUAACAGAAUAACUUUAAAAUGAUGUAUAAUUGGUAACAUUAUCCUUGAAACUUGAUUAUUGUUUUCUUUCUUUUAUAAUUUAUUUUCUACAUUGUAUUUGCCUGAGCUUGUUGACAUUAGGGCAAGCCAACAAGUAUGUACAUUCAGCCGAACACAAGCUAGAUUUAAGAGUAACAAGUUCACAAAACAGUUAUUGCAGCUUAUCUCUCAUCAGGAAAUAACUAUGCUACAGUCUAUGCUUCACACGAAAAUACAUUUGUUAUUAAAUAUUUAAGUUAAUAAAACUGAACUCGCUUUUAAAACAUGUUUUCGUGUUUUUAUAUUGCCUUCAUGUCAUAAUUUUUGUCUUCCUCAGAUUAAUACAGAAUUAAAACUCCAGUUAGUCCUGCAGUAUUUUGUGGCUUAUGGUGAGAAUUCCACUAAAGAGUUAGUGGUUCAACCUUUAGCCAAAUUUCUAAUUAAAUAAUGACUUUUGGUUUAGUUGUGUUUUAGUUCUUUUCAAGCGUGUUAUAAAAAGAAAGAGACACAGGAAAAAUCUCAUUUUAAAGUCAAAUCCAGCACAAAAUUCAAGCAGAAUUAAUGUGUGAACUGUGAGCUGAACUUACAAAUAAUACUCACCACUUUAUUAGGUACACUUUGCUGGUAACCCUGCUUUUGUCUCCAGAAGUGCCUUAAUUCUUCAUAGCAUCGAUUCAUCAAAGUGUUGGAAACAUUUCUCAGCCUUUGUGUGCUUCAUGUAUGAGUGUGUGAGAGAUAAUGAUUAGGUGUGUUUUUAAUUAUUUAAGUUUUAUUGGGUAUGUGAAGACUUAGUUUGAAUUUGAUGUUUAAUAUUUUUUUUAUAUUUAAU
Molecule: messenger RNA, 5074 nt
Organism: Melanotaenia boesemani (Boeseman's rainbowfish)
Lineage: Eukaryota; Metazoa; Chordata; Actinopteri; Atheriniformes; Melanotaeniidae
Product: adhesion G-protein coupled receptor G2
Exons: 34
Coding region: 108-4169 (1353 amino acids)
Biological process (GO): cell surface receptor signaling pathway; adenylate cyclase-activating G protein-coupled receptor signaling pathway
Cellular component (GO): membrane
Molecular function (GO): G protein-coupled receptor activity
Source: RefSeq, a predicted model, not a curated record